UAUUAGUAUCGGGAUGUUGUAUGGUGAAAGUCGUGUGUUACAUGUUGGACACUACAGAACUACAGUUUCGCAGAUAGGACUGGACUUUUGUUAGCGGCGUGAGAAGCGGACUUGCAUUUAUCAGAUACACCCACAGACCUGGAACGCCGAUGACAUAAAGGAUGUAUUGGAAGACGGCUCCGACAAUGUAUUACGCUCUGAUCGCUAUCAACAUGCACGCACAUGUGUGUAUAUAUACACGCCUGCCUUGAUGCACACAGCCGUUACUGUCGCCACAACACUGCUGCCUUUACCGAGGUUGUGAUGUCAUUACUUAAACGUUAUCGCAGUCAAUAGGCACUAUCACGAUCUGGAUAGAAGUGUUCAUUGCCCGGAAGGACUUGAGGUGGCUCGUGUCAUAUCAGUGGACAGGUUGUUCGUGGAAACCAAUUGACAAGGUUUUCAAUUCAGCGAGCAGUAUAGUGAAUCUGAUAAAUGAAGGAGUCAGAUGAUGUUUUAGAUCCUAUUUUUGUCUGGAUUACAUAAACAAAUUACUAGCUCGACUGUCAUGUGAAGACAGCUUCUUGGUUUCAAGUACAGUUAUAAACAUUUCUACCGAAGGAGAAUCGUGGACAGCUCUGUACAGUAUUUAAAGGAGACGAUGGAGGGCAAUGGCCGUCUGGGCUUGCACAUCUUUGUGACCGCGUCCUACCUGUUCAUCGGGAUGUUCAUAUUCCGUAGCCUUGAACUGGACAACGAGAAGGCAAUGAGAGACCAGAUGAUUCAAGAGAUCCAGGCAUUUUUAGCCAACUCCACGUGUGUGACGAUGUCGGAGCUGAUCUACCUGGUUGGAGUUGUGGAGGGCGACGUGCGGAUGGCCAGGGCGGUUGUUGAGAACAGGUCCAUAUCAGACACAUGGGAUUACUCUGGUGCGAUGUCAUUUGCUAUCACAGUCGUCACUACUAUAGGUUAUGGUCACCUCACCCCCGUUACGACGCCCGGUCGUGUGGUCACCGUUAUCUACGCCUUGAUCGGUAUCCCCCUCACCCUCAUCAUGUUGAAGGACAUCGGCGACAAGCUGAGCAACUGGAUAACCCGCUUGUACCGGGUACAGUAUUGUCAGAGGACCUGGAUUAACAGGACCAUCAACGUAUCCAUCGUUGUCUUCGUGGGCGUUAACGUCACCAUACUUCUACCGUCAGCGUUAUUUAUUCACGUCGAGGGGUGGACGAUGAUGGACGCUGUCUACUACUGCUUCAUCACACUCAGUACAAUUGGCUUUGGGGAUUUUCUGCCUUGGGGUGAAGAUCUGUUGAUCUGGAACAGACGUCUGUACAGAUUCUCCCUUUACAUCUGGGUCUUCAUCGGACUGGCUUAUAUAUCUCUCAUCAUCAGCUGUAUCUCAAACACCAUCGUGGAGAAGGCCCGAUCUGUGGAGAGACACACACUCACCAAGGUAGAGGCAGAGCUGAGACGACUGCGCCAGGAAGUGAUGAAGUAUCAGCGCCGGUCCCAGGACAUCACAACCAACAUGGGCGAAGCCAGGUCACCAAGUACACCGUUGGACGUCAAACUAAUGCACUAUAAACAUGUCGGACAAGACAACAACGCCUUUGUGUGUUCUGUAAACUCUGAAACAUUACAUGUCAAAAUCCAGAAAAAUACUGACGAUGUGAAUUAACGUUUAUUCAUGGACACUGACGAGAGCAAGAGCGUGUAGAU
Haliotis rubra (blacklip abalone) is the source of this 1701-nucleotide messenger RNA. RefSeq names its product potassium channel subfamily K member 16-like. Gene Ontology annotation, biological process: stabilization of membrane potential; potassium ion transmembrane transport. Gene Ontology annotation, cellular component: membrane. The transcript is spliced from 7 exons. Lineage: Eukaryota; Metazoa; Mollusca; Gastropoda; Lepetellida; Haliotidae. Gene Ontology annotation, molecular function: potassium ion leak channel activity. The coding region runs from base 641 to 1660 and encodes 339 amino acids. The record is from RefSeq and is a predicted model, not a curated record.